This is a messenger RNA of Eurytemora carolleeae, 1597 nucleotides long. RefSeq names its product collagen alpha-2(IV) chain. The record is from RefSeq and is a predicted model, not a curated record. Lineage: Eukaryota; Metazoa; Arthropoda; Copepoda; Calanoida; Temoridae. The coding region runs from base 81 to 1139 and encodes 352 amino acids. The transcript has 4 exons.
CCUUGCUCUAGUUUACUCCGAGACUUUGUGGAAGAACGAGGAGAGACCUGAACCUGAAUUCUACUCAGGAUUAAGUUGAAAUGCAUGAGGUCAGUUUACUCACCAGUAUGGAGAACACAUCAGACUUCGGCCUUUCAAAGAUCCUCGAGGAUGAAACAGAGACAGAGCCUGACCCAUCAGAGGCCUCAGACUUACUUAAGGAUAUAACAGAAGUUUCCCCAAGCAUUGUUGCCCCACAGCAACCACAAUCAAAGAAAAUGAGCCAUAGGAAAAUUGUGGCGAUUGUUCACGAAAAUGGGGAAAUUUGCCCCCGAACAUUUAACCAGCCAUGUGCUAAUGAAGGACAUGAUGACCCUUCAAUGAAUGAUUCUGAAGAUGGCGAUCUGGGAGGGAUGGCCUUCGGCAUGGGACGAUUUCCAGGUCCUGGCUACAGACAACCGUUCCCGGGCAUGCCAAGGUUCCCGGGACAAGGAGAUUUCUCCGGGUUAGAAAACAUGUCCGGAGGAAUGGACAUGUACAAUUUUUCCGGGGGAUUAGGGAUGGAGAGAUCUUUGGAUGAUAUUUUGCAGAAUGGAGAUGGAGGAAUGUUCUCCGGAGGGUUUCCGGGGUUCCCUUCUUUUCCUGGUAUGGGAGGACAAGGCUCAUCGUCACGUGACUCUGGGCUCAGUCUUCUGUCAGAGUCCAACCUAAACCUAGACGGAGAUGGGAUGGAUGGGAUGUUAGGAGGACAAUUCUCUAUACCAGGGAUGGGAGGAAUGAGAGGGUUUCCAGGGUUUGGUGGUUCUGGAGGGAUGGAUCUUAACUCCUUCUCAGGAAUACCGGGAAUGGGAGACUUUGGAGGUUCAGGGGGAGACACAAUGGGUUUCCAAGGGUUUCCUGGAAGUCAAUGUUUUCCUGGGAGUCAAGGGUUUCCUGGGAGUCAAGGUUUUCCUGGAAGUCAAGGGUUUCCUGGAAGUCAAGGGUUUCCUGGGAGUCAAGGGUUUUCUGGGAGUCAAGGAUUUCUUGGGAGCCAAGGGUUUCCUGGGAGUAUAGGAUUUCCUGGAACUCAAGGGUUUCCUGGGAGCCAUGGAUUUCCUGGCAUGGGGGGAGGUGGGUCCUCAAAUUAUUACCAACAACAGAUGGCAGAGAUGGUAAGUUAAUUUAGUAAAUUGAUAACUUCAUUGAUUAACAAAUUGUUUUCGUGAUUGAUUGAUUGAUUGAUUGAUUGUUGAAUUCUUGAAAUUACCUGGAAACUUUAAAAAAAAUUGAAAAUGAAUAAUUGAUUAAACCAAAAAAGGAGCCAGUGUAUUAAGUUAUAGAUAAGUUAUAUGAUGAUAAUGAGAGAAAAAAAUAAGAACAGCGUGUAUAAGGAUUAGUAGAGAGCUAGAACAAAGAAAAUAAAGGAUAAAUAGGAAUACGAAAAUAAAAGGAUUAGAAGAAAAGUGGAGAGAAGGAUUAGAGGAAAAAUAGGAUUAAGCUACAGAAAGAUUAGUGCAAAAAAAAAGAUUAAGCAAUAUGUAAAAAGCAGAAAUUUGAGUAAAAUUAGGAUUAUAAGCAAAGUUAGAUGAAGGUGCAAAAUUAUUUGAUCUGCUACAUAAUCCAUUCUUGAGAGAACGGA